Phycomyces blakesleeanus NRRL 1555(-) is the source of this 306-nucleotide messenger RNA. RefSeq lists its product as hypothetical. The transcript has 2 exons. Bases 1 to 306 code for a protein of 101 amino acids. The record is from RefSeq and is a predicted model, not a curated record. Lineage: Eukaryota; Fungi; Mucoromycota; Mucoromycetes; Mucorales; Phycomycetaceae.
AUGAAUCCUGUUUUCAACAAUACAGCAGAAAGACAACAAGUAGACAUAAGUAUUCAAAUGAUGGUUGCUCUUAAGUGCUUGGAAAUAUAUGGAACUGGUGUUACUGCUGGUAGUAUUGCACAGACAAUUGGUCAACAAUGUAGAACUGGCAUGACACAAGAAAAUGUGGAUUUCAAUACUGUUCAUUCCAAUAUCUGUGUUUCUGUAGAACACUGCAUUAGAAUCCUAAAAGAAAGAUUUCAAUCUUUAAAAGGCCUCAAGACAGUGAUCCACACUAAAAAAGAUAUAAGAAAAAUGUGCUACUAG